Lethenteron reissneri (Far Eastern brook lamprey) is the source of this 5316-nucleotide messenger RNA. It is a transcript of the gene IFT140, whose product is annotated as intraflagellar transport 140. Gene Ontology annotation, biological process: intraciliary retrograde transport. Gene Ontology annotation, cellular component: axoneme; intraciliary transport particle A; ciliary basal body. NCBI's taxonomy places the organism in Eukaryota, Metazoa, Chordata, Hyperoartia, Petromyzontiformes, Petromyzontidae. The record is from RefSeq and is a predicted model, not a curated record. Gene Ontology annotation, molecular function: protein binding.
GGUGCCGUUACCACGGCAACCGCCACCGGCGUACAACGCGCAGACAUACGAAUGAUCGUUUUUCUCCAUGGCGGUAUAUUUUGAUCAAAAGAUCAAGCUUCAUGAUGAGACGCAAACGCCAUCUCAGAUAUCUUGGCACAACAUCAAUCCCGUGCUAGCUGUUACAUCUGUUGGCAAUGGAGGAAGCGUAGCGGUUUUUACCCAAGAGGGAGAGUGCUCAGGAGAUGUUAUUUCACGAGCCUAUUUGCCGACGGCUUUGGCCUGGCACCCAAGUAGACCGCUGCUUGCUGUGGGUUGGGAGACUGGAGAGGUCUUUGUGUAUAACGAGCUCGACAAAGAAACGCAAAAGGCUCAAGCACUGCACAGUACCGACAUCGCUCUGCUGCAAUGGAGCAGCAAUGGAACUCGCCUGAUUUCUGCAGACAGGGGUGGACUUGUCAUUUGUUGGAGAGUCGACCAGCGAGGGAAAUUUCAUGGAAAUAUUUUUUUCAAACUCGAGUUGGAAAAGGCUCUCUCGCAUUGUGUUUUCAGGCCAGGAAAAUCUGAAGAUGACUUGGCUCGGUUUGCUCGAGCAGCUGUAAACGGCGAUGAAAGUGCCUUGGACAUGUUCAACUGGAAUAAGUCGAACAAGCCUGGAUCAGCCGCCUCGAUCAAUUCUCAAGAAGGAAUUGCGUUUUUUCUCAGUUCAGCUGAUGGUUUGGUGUACUACAUCGAUGACAGUGGAAAUUACUCCCAAGUGUUAUCAUGCGAUGGCCCGAUAAGAAAAAUGAUGUUUGCAGAGGGAAAGGAUGUACUGGUUAUUAUUACAGAAUCACUUGUUCUUUCCCAGUACUGCGUGAACUCUGAUGGUUCUGUCCAAGAAAUAAUGAAGGUGAAGUUAAGUGGGAAAGCUGGGCAUUCAGCUGACAUAGUUUGGGCAGACCAUGGAUUGCUUGUUACAGCAACUGGAGAAAUUGUCAUAAGGUUGUGGGAUCUCGAGAGAGAUGAGAACUACGUGUUGGCGCUUGAUGAGGCAGUGGGAUUUGAGCCAGGGGAAACAAUCAACUGUGUAUCUUACUGUCCUUCGAAAGGCAUGCUUGCUGGUGGAACAAACAAAGGCCGAAUAUCUAUGUGGAAGAAAAUACAACCGGGAUCCCGUUUUUCAGAAAAUGUUGAAAGUUCAGACAAAUGGAAACUGCAAACCCCUACAGAACUGACAGGAAACCUCAUACAGAUUAAGUGGGGCUCAAGAAAAAACCUGUUGGCUGUGAAUGCUGUGCAGUAUGUGGCUAUCCUCAGUGAACAAGUCAUGUCCUCACACUUCAACCAGCAAGUAGCAGCUGUGCAGGUGGCCCCGACCCACCUCUCCAUCUACUUCUACUUGUCGUCAACCCCGCAUAGCCUGAAGACCGACUUUCACAUCCGGGGCAUUUACGUCACACAGGAUCUGAUAACUGUUUGGAAUGGAAGUCAGAUAACUAUUUAUCAACUUUCUGGAGCAAUCCUUCAGAAUACUGGAUCAUUCUUCUCAGAGUCGUCAGUUGUUGCUGUGGUUGAACAAAACGUUUAUACGCUGGAACCAAACAGGGUACAGGUUCGAACAUUACAGGGUACGGUCAAGCAACUGCUGCAGUUUAGCGAAGUGGAGGGAAACCCUGUAUUUUUAGACAUAUGUGGCAGCUUCCUGGCAGUUGGAACGGACACUGCACACAUUAAAGUGUACGACCUUUCUCGAAGGGAGGCUAAGCAGCAGUGUGGAGCUAAAAACCUGGCAGAUGUGAUUCCUGGCCUCACAACCGUCACAUCAGUGAAGGUUAAUUACACAGGGAGUCAUGUCAGCAUCAUGGUCAACAAGGCUGAUGGCGCGUUGGAUCCACGUAUUUACUUUUACGACGUGGAGAUGGACACUGUGCACCACUAUGACUUGAGUAAUGGUCGGUCUGACACAGAGAAUGAUGAAAUACUGCAGGAUGAAGAAGGGAGCCUUAACAGAAAGCGUUGUGAAGAUAAGUACAUGCUUGGGCGCUACCCUGUCAGCCAGUACUGGGAUCAGAUGGAACCAAGGUUAUUUGUGUGUGAGGCUGCAUUGCCUGCUGCAGUUUCUGGCCCAAAUAAUAAAGAUGCCAAUCUGGAACCAUUGCCAGAGGUAGUGGUAGUGACUCUGUUUUGUAGUCAGGAGCACGGCAUUCUCCUGCAAGACAGCUUUGCACGUGCUGAAGCUCACGAAGCUCUACUAGGUAUGCAGGUGCCUUACUACUACUUCACUCGAAAGGCUGGGAAAUCUGAAGAUGAUGUUGAGGAGGCAGAAGGCAGCCAAGCACCUUCUAAUCUGCCCAGAAUGGUUGCCUGCAGGCCGAUGCGCGACUUUGUGGGGCUGGAAGAAUGCGAUAAACAAACGCGUGAAGCCAUGCUCAACUUCAGCUACUACCUCACCACAGGGAACAUGGACGAGGCCUUCAAAUCCAUCAAACUUAUCAAAAGUGAGGUGGUCUGGGAAAACAUGGCACGUAUGUGCGUCAAGACACAAAGGCUUGACGUUGCCCGCGUGUGUUUGGGCAACAUGGGGCAUGCCAGGGGUGCAAAAGCCUUGCGCGAAGCACAAAAAGAGCCUGAACUGGAGGCACAAGUAGCUAUGCUGGCCCUCCAACUUGGCCUAAAGGAUGAAGCUGAACAACUGUAUAAAAGCUGCAAGCGAUAUGACCUCCUCAACCAGUUCUACCAGGCAACAGGGCAAUGGCAGAAAGCCGUGGAGACAGCAGAGACAAAUGACCGAGUCCACCUUCGUACCACAUACUUCAACAAGGCAAAAUAUCUCGAGGAAACAGGGGACUUUGAUGCGGCCAUCACAUACUAUGAGAAGUCUGAAACACAUAAGUUUGAAGUUCCCAGGAUGUUAUUUGAAGACCAACAUGCCUUGGAAAACUAUAUCAAUAAAAAUAAAGAUGCGAGCCUACUGAAAUGGUGGGCUCAAUAUCUGGAAAGUACUGGAGCAAUGGACGCAGCGCUUAAGGCUUACGAGUCUGCCCAUGACUAUCUGUCUUUAGUCCGGGUCUACUGCUUCCUAGGAAACACUCAGAAGGCAAGCGAAAUUGCAAGUGAGACCGGAAACAAAGCUGCGUCUUACCAUUUGGCGCGGCAGUACGAGGCCCAGGAUGACUUUAAACAAGCCAUUAAUUUUUAUACAAGAGCCCAAGCUUUCAACAACGCAAUUCGUCUUUGUAAGGAACACAAACUGGAUGACCAGUUGAUGAAUCUGGCAUUGCUCAGCACUCCUGAGGACAUGAUGGAUACUGCGCAGUAUUACGAGGAAAACGGCAAUCAAAUGGACCGUGCUGUGAUGCUUUACCAUAAGGCUGGUCACUUCUCAAAGGCACUGGAGCUGGCAUUUGCCACGCAACAGUUUGGUGCUUUGCAGCUGAUUGCAGAGGAGUUGGAUGAAAAGUCUGAUCCAGCUCUGCUGGCCCGAUGCUCCGACUUCUUUAUCCAACAUCAGCAUUACAGCAAGGCUGUUGAACUUUUAGUGGCAGCCAAGAAGUUCCACGAGGCACUGAAGUUGUGUCUACAACACGACUUGAUGAUUACUGAGGAACUUGCAGAGAAGAUGACUCUUCCCAAAGACUCCAAACAAUACCAGGAUGAUAUCCGGCGUGAAAUUCUGGAAAGCAUUGCUGACUGCUGCAUGCGGCAGGGCAAUUACCAUCUGGCAACUAAGAAAUACACACAAGCCGGAAACAAGAUCAAGGCGAUGAGGGCCUUGCUGAAAUCUGGGGACACGGAAAAAAUCAUCUUCUUUGCCGGUGUUUCUAAGCAGAAGGAAAUAUACAUAAUGGCAGCAAACUACUUACAGUCCCUAGACUGGCAGAAGGAUCCUGAGAUUAUGAAAAAUAUUAUCAGUUUUUACACAAAAGGAAGAGCCUUGGACCUACUGGCUGGAUUUUAUGAUGCUUGUGCACAGGUGGAAAUUGAUGAGUAUCAGAAUUAUGAAAAGGCCCUAGGAGCUCUGACUGAAGGAUACAAGUGCAUGAGUAAAGCCAAGGUGCGCAGCAGUGAAGAGCAACAAGAGAAGCUGUCCCUCAUUCAGAACAAAAUUAACUUGGUGAAAAAGUUUGUUCACGUUCGACGUGUGUAUCAGGAAGACGCACCGGAAGCCAUGAAAUUGUGCGAGGUGCUGGUUGAGGAGCCCGACUUGGAUCAGGCCGUGCGCUUGGGUGAUGUGUACGGCAUGAUGAUAGAGCACUACGCACGCCAAGAGAAUUACCAAACGGCGUACCGUCUGAUGGAAGCGCUGUCGAAGAAAUGCACGGGCGUGAGCCUGCAGUACUUUGUGAAUGCGCAGACGAUCGAACGAGUACACCGUGCCCUCGGCCGUCCCAUCAGACACUUGGCCGGCGCUCCCAAGCCCGACGAGGGCGAGGCAGAUGCCGUGGACGAGGAUGUGGAAGAUGAAAGUUGAACGCGGUGAAGUUUAAUGGCUGGCUACCACAUUUCUAUUAUUACACUUAUAUAUGUAGAUAGACUUCCCUUUGCUCCCCCAGAAACAUAUGUACGAUAGUACAGUAUUGUCAGCAAAAUAUGGGGUUGUGUGUAUGAAAACUAAUCACUGAAUAAAUUACUAUCUACGUCAUUUUAAUUAUUUACACCAUAAACGUAUUAAUCAAAGUUGCAGCCUCUUUGUUUUUGUGAAAUUAUCUUACGUAAGAAAAUGUGUAAUUUUAAAAUUAUUUUUGUAUGAUUUGUACAAUGGAUAUACAGAACAAAAUUACAUAAUGUUUAAAAAUUCACGUGUACAAACUUAGAUACUGUACAUGUGUAUGUUUAAACAUUAGUUGGAAGGUAUUGUACUCUGAUAUGCAAUGUAUUGACAAUCCUGUAACAGGUAAUCUUGGACCUGACACACAAUUAAAUCAUCCACUUACUGUGCAAAUAAAAAAUAUAAAUCUUCAUUUGUAGUUGCUGAAAUGUAAAUAAAAAAACCUAUACAAUUUUCUGUUGCGUUUUUCAAUACAAACUAAAAACAAUCGCAAUUAAAUAACAUAAAUUGUGCAUGAAUAACAGGACAACAUGGGUAACAGAACCCUUGUGCUAUUAUAACAACUCCCAUAAAUUAUUGGGGUUUUUUUAUCCUUCGCUAUGUUGCUGUUAACACAUUGACAUGUAGACAUCUGUCUCAUUGCAACCAUACGCUAUUUAUUAUUGGUGUUUAAUGAUUGACUAAACACAGCACAAGAUGUGCCGUUAAAUGCAGAAAUUAUGUUUCUCUGGAAUGGAUGUAAACUAAUGUUAUUGAUUGGCAUUUCUGUAUAUUAAAAGUUAAAAUAAAUAUGUCAAUGUAUUUUA